This is a messenger RNA of Mandrillus leucophaeus (drill), 567 nucleotides long. It is a transcript of the gene ISG15, whose product is annotated as ISG15 ubiquitin-like modifier. Gene Ontology annotation, biological process: ubiquitin-dependent protein catabolic process. The transcript has 2 exons. The record is from RefSeq and is a predicted model, not a curated record. NCBI's taxonomy places the organism in Eukaryota, Metazoa, Chordata, Mammalia, Primates, Cercopithecidae. Bases 11 to 508 code for a protein of 165 amino acids. Gene Ontology annotation, cellular component: cytosol. Gene Ontology annotation, molecular function: polyubiquitin modification-dependent protein binding.
GCCCACAGCCAUGAGCUGGGACCUGAAGGUGAAGAUGCUGGGGGGCAACGAGUUCCAGGUGUCCCUGAGCAACUCCAUGUCGGUGUCAGAGCUGAAGGCAAAGAUCGCCCAGAAGAUCGGCGUGCACGCCUUCCAGCAGCGUCUGGCUGUCCACCCCAGCGGCGCCACCCUGCAGGACAGGGUUCCCCUUGCCAACCAGGGCCUGGGCCCCGGCAGCACGGUCCUGCUGGUGGUGGACAAGUGCGAUGAACCUCUGAGCAUCCUGGUGAGGAACGACAAGGGCCGGAGCAGCACCUACGAGGUACAGCUGACGCAGACUGUGGCCCACCUGAAGCAGCAAGUGAGCCAGCAGGAGGGUGUGCAGGACGACCUGUUCUGGCUGACCUUCGAGGGGAAGCCCCUGGAGAAUCAGCUCCCGCUGGGGGAGUACGGCCUCAAGCCCCUGAGCACCGUGUUCAUGAAUCUGCGCCUGCGGGGAGGCGGCACAGAGCCUGGCGGGCAGAGCUAAGGGCCUCCACCAGCAUUCGAGCAAGAUCAAGGGCUGGAAAUAAAUGUUGUAAAGAGAAA